UUUUGACGGAAAUCUCUCUCUCUCCAUCUUUUAUCUUUCUAGAACUUUCUUAUUCACCGUCAUAUUAAUCUCUCUGUCUCUCCCCACCCACCAAAAUCCAACACAUUACAAUCCCAAAGCGUCAAUCUUUUUCCCCGGAAAAUCUCUCUACAAAACCCAGUUUUUGUAAAUACAGAACGUUCUCCGAAGGCAUUUGCAUGGACAGAGUGAGACAGAAAGUAAAGGAAGAAGACACAACGGCUGCAUCAUCAUCACCAUCAUCAUCAUGUUCAUCUUCGUCAACCUUCUCUGCGCAGCCAAUGCAGGGUUUACACGAUGUUGGUCCUCCUCCCUUCUUGACAAAGACAUUUGAUAUGGUUGAGGAUCGAUCCACGGAUUCCAUUGUUUCCUGGAGCAGAGCUCGAAACAGCUUCAUUGUAUGGGACUCUCAUAAAUUCUCCUCCACUCUUCUCCCUAGAUACUUCAAGCACAACAAUUUCUCCAGCUUCAUCCGCCAGCUUAACACAUAUUUGGUGCAGGGUUUUAGAAAGGUUGAUCCUGAUCGUUGGGAGUUUGCCAAUGAAGGGUUUUUAGGAGGACAGAGACAUCUAUUGAAGAGCAUUAAGAGGAGAAGACAUGUCUCGCACGGUACAGAAUAUCAAGCAGCAGGAGCUUGUGUUGAGUUGGGUCAGUUUGGUUUAGAAGGAGAGAUUGAAAUUUUAAAGAGAGAUCGAAAUGUGUUGAUGACAGAGAUUGUGAGAUUAAGAAAACAGCAGCAGAAUUCAAGAGACCAAGUUGAGGAAAUGGAGAAUAGAUUACAAAGAACAGAGAAAAGACAGCAACAGAUCAUGACUUUCUUUGCAAAAGCUCUCAAGAAUCCAUCUUUUGUCCAACAAUUUAUACAAAAUACAGAGGCAAGAAGGUUGCAGGAUGCUGCAGUUGGACGAAAAAGGAGACUAACUGCAAGCCCAAGUGUGGAGAGUUUAGAAGAAGCAGCACUUGCUGGUAUUUACCCUGGAAAGGAAGAAGAAGAAGAAAAAGAAUUGGAAACUAUUGAGACAUUAUUCUCUGCCGCCAUGGACGACCCAUCGAGUAGUGAUGUGAAGGAUCCUGGUGAUACAGGGGACGACACUAUCUGGGAGGAACUGAUUAUCGAAGAUGUAAUUGGUAGCAAUCCAGAGGAGCAGGUAGAACCUUUAGUCGAUGGAGAAUCAGAAUUUCCCAAUUCCACGGAUUGGUGUGAUGAUGACUUGCAACAUCUUGUUGAUCAAAUGGGUUAUCUGGGGUCAAAUCCAUGGUGAAACACAUCUCUGAAAUUAUCCUCUAGUGCUAUCAUCUUCUAUAAUUUCACACAUAAUGCAGGAAAUGGUGAAAGUUCAAGAGCGGCUACUAGAUAGAUGUUCCAGUUCUUCUGUAUCCUUGAUGAUAAUAAACUUCUUUCAAGUUCUUGGUGUUGUUUGAUGCAAUUUUCAAUCUAUUCUGGUAGUUUGUAAUCCUUUUGCUUCCUCUGGUGCAUUUUGCAGGCAAGCCCUUAAACAGAUACAGAAGCAAUGGAAGAAGGAUUGGAAUCAUAGACAGUUUUAGCUCUGGCCUCUGCAGAUGAAUUAAUG
Molecule: messenger RNA, 1589 nt
Organism: Carica papaya (papaya)
Lineage: Eukaryota; Viridiplantae; Streptophyta; Magnoliopsida; Brassicales; Caricaceae
Gene: HSFA2
Product: heat shock transcription factor A2
Biological process (GO): regulation of transcription by RNA polymerase II; cellular response to heat
Cellular component (GO): nucleus
Molecular function (GO): DNA-binding transcription factor activity; RNA polymerase II cis-regulatory region sequence-specific DNA binding
Source: RefSeq, a predicted model, not a curated record